UAAAUGUCUCAGCUUGGUGUUUAUGCGCGAAGUUUUGUUUGUUUUUCUAUAAAAAUCAACUGUUUUAAUAACAGUAUAAUUGCUAAGUUAUGUUAAUUCGUGUAUGAACUAGUUUCGGUGUAAAAAGAUGCCUUACUACUGCACAGUGCCGCGUUGCACGUCAAUGGCCGGAAAGGUGAAAAACGUCUCAUUUCACCAAUUUCCUAGGGAUGAAGAACUUGCAAAACUAUGGAACGAUAUAUUGAAACGGGGAAAACCAUACACGAAGUAUUCUAAAGUGUGCAGUCUACAUUUCAAGCAAGAAGAUUAUACAAUAACUAGCGCAGGGAAAAAUAAAGGUCAAUGGAGGACUCUCCGCAAAGAUGCUAUACCGUCACAGAACCUGCCAUCAGAUGCACCGGCUCCAUACACAAGAAGACAGACCGGUUCCUGGGCACCCAACAGUGUCCCUGCAAUAGAUCCACAGAUCCACCAGCAGGCGCAACAGCUGGCUCAAGCUAUAUAUGUCCAGACCAUGCUAGCCAUGCAAGCUGUCAGCGUCCAGGAUGCCAUGGCUAAUGGAUUUUCUAACGGUCCACCACCAUUCCCCCAGCCGUACCAUUCAAAUGCUACGAUAUCACCCACACAAAAAGAACCAGAUCUACAACCACCUACCCAAGCACCGAACCCUCUCAGAACAGACUUUGAUCACACUUCAUACAAAUGUACUGAUUGCUCCAAAUGGUUUAAAGAUCCAGAUGUCUUCUUACUUCAUAAAAGGACCCAUAAGAACGCCCAAUCAACGAACGGUUUUCGUCAACAAAGCCUAAAUACAACAGCGAUACCCAGCACUUAAAUGCUAGCAUCGGCACUGUAAAUACUAGAACAACCUACUAUCGAAGAUAUAACGUCAAAACUUGACUAAUUUUUUAAAAUAUCAAAAGAAAAUAGGUUUAUAUGAUAAUAAAAAAUGCCUGGAAAUACAUAUAUGUGAAAUAUCCGCCUAUAUAUAGAUAACAGAUUAAGAUUUUUGUUAAUAAACUUACAGCCGAAAUUAAUACAUUGAAAAUUUUCGAAAUUUCGACUCUAAAACUAUUUAAUUACUAUCAAAGAUUUUAGAUUAAUUUCGGUUGUGUAUCUGCCAUUAUAAAUUGUAUAUAUCCCACCUCUAGUUUAACAUACAAGGUGUUGUUUUAAAGCCGCGUCAUUUUCUAGGAAGUAACUCGGCUAUAGAUUCUGAGUCCGAAUCAAUA
This is a messenger RNA of Spodoptera litura, 1232 nucleotides long. RefSeq lists its product as uncharacterized. The record is from RefSeq and is a predicted model, not a curated record. NCBI's taxonomy places the organism in Eukaryota, Metazoa, Arthropoda, Insecta, Lepidoptera, Noctuidae.